GUCGCCGCUCCCCGAACCUUGCUCUAGCAGGCCGGCUUCACUGUCCAAUGUCCGCCUGGAGCGGGGAGGAGGAGCUUGCGUAGUGUGCGUGUGGGGAGGGAGGCGGGGGCAGAGGGCUUUGGCCCCUGGUGUUUGACCCUUCGGUCUGUGCCGGUGAAGAAAAGCUGGAGGAAGAGGUCCGGAGCAGCGGCGGCCGAGAUGUUCCGGUGUGGAGGCCUUGUGGCGGGUGCUUUCAAGCAGAAACUGGUGCCCUUGGUGCGGACAGUGUGCAUCCGAAGCCCGAAGCAGAGGAACCGGCUCUCAGGCAACUUGUUCCAGCGAUGGCAUGUUCCACUAGAACUCCAGAUGACUCGACAAAUGGCUAGCUCUGGUGCAUCGGGGGGAAAAAUGGAUAAUUCUGUAUUAGUCCUUAUUGUGGGCUUGUCAACAAUAGGAGCUGGUGCAUAUGCCUACAAGACUAUAAAAAAUGACCAGAAACGAUACAAUGAAAGAAUCUCGGGGUUAGGGCUGACACCAGAAGAGAAACAGAGAAGAGCUGCAUUGUCUGCUCCAGGAGAGCCACCAGUUCCUCAAGUCAUUGUACCAAGUCAUGUUCCUUUCCUGCUUAUCGGUGGAGGCACUGCUGCUUUUGCUGCAGCCAGAUCCAUCCGGGCUCGGGAUCCUGGGGCCAGGGUACUAAUUGUGUCUGAAGAUCCUGAACUGCCAUACAUGCGACCCCCUCUUUCAAAAGAACUGUGGUUUUCAGAUGACCCAAAUGUCACAAAGACACUGCAAUUCAGGCAAUGGAAUGGUAAAGAGAGAAGCAUAUAUUUCCAGCCACCUUCUUUCUAUGUCUCUGCUCAGGACUUACCUCACAUUGAGAAUGGUGGUGUGGCUGUUCUCACUGGGAAAAAGGUAGUACAGCUGGAUGUAAGAGGCAACAUGGUGAAACUUAAUGAUGGCUCUCAGAUCACCUAUGAAAAGUGCUUGAUUGCAACAGGAGGCACUCCAAGAAAUCUGUCUGCCAUCGAAAGGGCCGGAGCAGAGGUGAAGAGCAGAACGACACUUUUCAGGAAGAUUGGAGACUUUCAAGCCUUGGAGAAGAUCUCACGGGAAGUCAAGUCGAUUACAGUUAUCGGUGGGGGCUUCCUCGGUAGCGAACUGGCCUGUGCUCUUGGCAGAAAGGCUCGAACCUUGGGCAUAGAAGUGAUCCAGCUCUUCCCUGAGAAAGGAAACAUGGGGAAGAUCCUCCCUGAGUACCUCAGCAACUGGACUAUGGAAAAAGUCAGACGAGAGGGGGUAAAGGUGAUGCCCAGUGCAAUUGUGCAGUCAGUUGGAGUCAGUGGCGGCAAGUUGCUCAUCAAGCUAAAAGAUGGCAGGAAGGUAGAAACUGACCACAUAGUGGCAGCUGUGGGCUUGGAGCCCAAUGUUGAGUUGGCCAAGACUGGAGGACUGGAAAUAGACUCCGAUUUUGGGGGCUUCCGGGUAAACGCAGAACUACAAGCACGCUCUAACAUCUGGGUGGCAGGUGAUGCUGCGUGCUUCUAUGAUAUAAAACUGGGUAGGAGGCGCGUAGAGCAUCAUGAUCAUGCUGUUGUGAGUGGAAGGUUGGCCGGAGAAAAUAUGACCGGAGCUGCUAAGCCCUAUUGGCAUCAGUCCAUGUUCUGGAGUGAUUUGGGUCCCGAUGUUGGCUAUGAAGCUAUUGGCCUUGUGGACAGUAGUUUGCCCACAGUUGGCAUUUUUGCAAAAGCAACAGCACAAGACAACCCCAAAUCUGCCACAGAGCAGUCAGGGACCAGUAUCCGCUCAGAGAGUGAGACAGAGUCAGAGGCCUCCGAAAUCUCCAUUCCUCCUGGCACCUCUACAGUCCCCCAGGCCCCCGGCGAAGGGGAGGACUACGGCAAAGGCGUCAUCUUCUACCUCAGGGGCAAAGUGGUGGUGGGAAUCGUGCUGUGGAACAUCUUUAACAGAAUGCCAAUAGCGAGGAAGAUCAUUAAGGAUGGGGAGCAGCAUGAAGACCUCAAUGAAUUGGCCAAACUUUUCAACAUUCACGAAGAUUGAAGGCCCACGCUGGACUCGACAGACAGCAUUUCUCCAUCCCUGGCAGAGGGUGGGAUGGGUAAAGGAGCAUUUUUUAUUCAGCAGACUUUCUGAGCAUAUGAAUGCGAAUGAUCAAUUUCUCUGUGAAUAUUUUCAGCCAUGUAGGAGACUUCUUAAUAUUCACAUGCAAUAAAAUCUGAUUCUUCUAAA
Molecule: messenger RNA, 2229 nt
Organism: Fukomys damarensis (Damara mole-rat)
Lineage: Eukaryota; Metazoa; Chordata; Mammalia; Rodentia; Bathyergidae
Gene: Aifm1
Product: apoptosis inducing factor mitochondria associated 1
Exons: 16
Coding region: 199-2040 (613 amino acids)
Biological process (GO): apoptotic process; mitochondrial respiratory chain complex assembly
Cellular component (GO): cytoplasm; mitochondrion
Molecular function (GO): NAD(P)H oxidase H2O2-forming activity; protein dimerization activity; FAD binding
Source: RefSeq, a predicted model, not a curated record